Cucurbita pepo subsp. pepo (vegetable marrow) is the source of this 1919-nucleotide messenger RNA. RefSeq names its product cytidinediphosphate diacylglycerol synthase 4 (gene CDS4). The record is from RefSeq and is a predicted model, not a curated record. Gene Ontology annotation, cellular component: membrane. Gene Ontology annotation, molecular function: transferase activity, transferring phosphorus-containing groups. Lineage: Eukaryota; Viridiplantae; Streptophyta; Magnoliopsida; Cucurbitales; Cucurbitaceae.
GAGCCUUUCUUUCUCCCCUUCUUCAUUUCAGGCUUUCACAUCCUUUACCUUCACCUUCUUCCUUCUUCCUUCUUCCCCACAGAUAACGGCUUCUGUGACAGAACAGUAUCAGCACAGUGAACAAAAUCGCAUGCCUUUUCUUCUCCCUCUCAAAUCUGAUUUCGAAUUUGAUCCUACCUAUUUUCAGCUGUACGAAUUCUCUCAUGACUACGAACAUAUCAUUUUCGGAUUUCGAUUGUUACAAGGUUGCUCCGGUGUCGUUUUCUUCGCCCUGCGCCUGCCCCUCCCGUCCUUCGUUCUGUAAGCCAUUUCCUCGCCCUCGAUCCUCAUUGGAAUUCAAUCGCUUGCGUUUUGUCCUACAUGGCCAAAAGGGCCUGCUCAGAAUUAGCAAGAGCAGCAGUUUGGCGAGACGCCACAUUGUAGCUGUGGCACAUGCCGAGCCCGACCGGAUUGACGGGAAAGAGCCCGAAGAGGAGGUUGAGGGAGGUCAACAGUUAUCAUUUCAAGAGGAUCCAAUCUCAGAACAGCAACAUAAAAAAAAUCAAUUAAAGAAACGCAUUGUUUUUGGGCUUGGCAUUGGAAUAACUGGAGGUAUUAUAGUAAUGGCUGGAGGAUGGGUAUUCACCGUGGCUGUUGCUGCAUGUAUUUUUGUUGGUGCCCGUGAGUAUUUUGAAUUGGUCAGAAGCCGUGGGAUCACCGCAGGAAUGACACCCCCACCUCGAUAUGUUUCACGAAUUUGCUCAGUUAUUUGUGCUCUCAUGCCCAUUCUUUGCUUGUACUUCGGUCAGCUUGAUGUUACUACCACAUUUUCUGCCUUCAUUCUUGCAAUUACAUUGCUUCUACAAAGAGGCAGUCCCAGAUUUUCUCAGCUGAGCAGUGCAAUAUUUGGGCUUUUUUAUGUUGGUUAUCUUCCUUGUUUCUGGGUCAAACUUCGUUGUGGUUUGGCUGUUCCAGCCAUAAACACUGAAAUAGGAGCAAGAUGGCCAUUUCUUCUUGGAGGCCAAGCUCAUUGGACUGUUGGCCUUGUUGCAACCUUGAUUUCUAUGAGCAGUAUAAUUGCAGCUGAUACAUAUGCUUUUCUUGGUGGCAAGGCAUUUGGCAAGACCCCACUGACAAAUAUUAGUCCAAAAAAGACGUGGGAGGGUACUAUUAUGGGCUUGGGUGGUUGUAUUGCUACAUCUGUUAUUCUAUCAAAAAUUCUUUGCUGGCCGUCUUCUAUGAUUAGUGCAAUAGCUUUUGGAUUUCUCAAUUUUUUGGGUUCUGUUUUUGGUGAUCUUACUGAGUCAAUGAUAAAACGUGAUGCUGGUGUCAAGGAUUCUGGAUCUUUAAUCCCUGGACAUGGUGGAUUGCUUGACAGAGUGGACAGCUACAUUUUUUCGGGGGCACUAGCGUAUUCCUUCAUCAAAGCAUUCAUGCCACUUUAUGGCGUUUGAGAUAGUGAUGAUCCAUGUAUUUGGAGGUCAGGAAAGUCCCGACUCUCUAAGUUUUUGCCCUUGUGGGGAAAUAUAGAAGGAAAAACCAGUCUGCUCUCUAACUCUGGAGAAGCAUGAGCAUCAGCUAAUUUAUCGCGUAGUACCCAGAAGAACUUCAGCUUACUUAGUUCCACCAGGUCUUUAAAAGUCCCAAGUGAAAGUAUCUGUUUACCAGGUAAUUUGUACAUAGGCAAUAUUAAAUAAAACAUGCAGCUAUUUUAUGGUUCGCAUUCAUACCUUAAGAUAGUUCUUCGUUUCUUGGAGACCAAGGUUUGUUUUUCCUUAUUCCUAGUCCCGUUUUUGGGCAGCAAUUUAUAGGACUUGUAGCUCUGUAAGCCAUGUUGAUGUUGGAAGACGGGGUUUAAUCUUGUAAUGCUCCUUGCAUAUACUGUCAGAGGCUUAUAGUUUGUUACUUCUCUUUAUUCAAUUAGUUAGUGAUUCAUUUUA